UUUACGGAGCAGUACUAGAUAUUUACUUCCGGUUUGCCUUUAAAGAAAAGGGUUUCCGCCAUGUUAAAGUGUAGUAUGUAAUUACCUUGUUUUGGAUUGUAUUUAUUUUUAUGGAGAGGGAUCCAUCGUGUAGAAACAGAAGGUGAUGAUGCACCAUGGCAGUGGGUCGCAGAAUGUCCAGCGUCAACUCCAGCGUUCCAAGUCUCUCACAGGCAGUGAGGGAGAGGAGCAGCAGGGAAACUUGCCCCAGUCACCUGCUGCCUCAUUUGCACCUGCAGCAAGUCCAUCUGCUCCACAGUCGCCUGGCUAUCAGAUUCAGCAACUUCUCAUGAGUCGAAGUCCAGUGGCUGGACAGAAUGUUAACAUUGCACUUCAGAAUGUAGGACAGGUGGUUACAGGAAACCAGCAAAUAACUCUUGCCUCUCUGCCAGUCCCAAGUCCAGCAUCACCAAAUUUUCAGUGCACUUCUCAACAGAGGAGAUUUGACCAUGGAUCCCCAUCUUAUAUUCAGGUUACUUCGCCUGUGCCACAGCAGGUUCAGCCCCAAAGUCCUACUCAGCACAGCCCCGUGUCUAUGCAGGCUUUGCAGAAUGCACGGUCAAGUACUCCUGCCACUAUUGGUUUAAGUAUGUGUCAGAGCCCUACCCGGGCGGUUGUAGAUGUUAAUGCACUGCGGCAAAUCAACCUCAGUCCAUCAAACAGUGGACAUUUUGUGUACCAGGAGCUUUCAGGACUUCAGAUUGCACAAGGAGCUAGUGGGCAAGUGCAGCUUACAAGUCCAACAACAUCUACCAGUGUUCAGCGCGAGCGGCGACUUUCACAGCCUCACUCCCAGACUGGAGGCACCAUUCACCAUCUGGGACCUCAGAGCCCUGUGGCCAGUGGUGCUAGUUUGCAGCCAUUGACAAGUCCAGGGCACAUCACCACUACAAACUUACCUCCACAGAUUAGUACUAUAAUUCAGGGUCAACUUAUCCAGCAGCAGCAACAACAGCAGCAGCAGGGACUUCAUGGGCAGCACAUCACCAGACCCUUGGGAUACGACAGAACAUCUACAGGAAUGAUUGCAGGAGUUGGAGGUUCAUCGGGUUUUGGAAUUACCUCACCACCUCCCCCCACUAGCCCUUCUAGAGCUGCUGUUGCCCAGGGACUUUCUAGUAUUACUUUUACUACAUCUGGUUUGGGAGUUGUCAAGAAACAACCUAAAAAACUGGAGGAGAUUCCACCUGCAACAGCUGAAAUUGCCCAGAUGAGAAAGCAGUGCAUUGAGCACCACACCAAGGAAAUGGAGUUGUUAAGGGAGAAUCGGAAGGAAUUCUUAAUUGAAUUGUUUUUCUUGCAGCAACUUCAAGGGAAUAUGAUGGAUUUUCUGGCUUUUAAAAAAAAGCUUUGUGUUCAACUCCAGUUUUACCUCAGGCAAAAUGACCUUGAUAUGGAUGAAGAUGAAGAGGAAGAGCAAUCUGAAGUUAUCAAUGAUGAGGUAAAAGUUGUGACAGGAAAAGAUGGGCAGACUGGCACUCCUGUUGCUAUAGCAACUCAGCUUCCUCCCAAUGUUUCUGCUGCUUUUUCAUCACAGCAGCAACCAUUUCAGCAAACACAUACAAGUACUUCUGUUGCGGCUACUGCAAGCACCAUUGAGAUUGAAGCAUUUAAAAGACAACAGGUGGUGAACCAAACAGCUGCAGACCAGGUUAAGCGGCAGAGAAUAGAGGUUGGUCGACAUGGCAUCGUAUUUCAGCAUCCGGGUGUGGUGUCAGGAGUUCCCCUUCAGCAACUUAUGCCAACAGCACAAGGUGGAAUGCCUCCUACACCUCAAACAGUACAGCUUACAGGACAGAAGCAAAGCCAGCAGCAGUAUGAUCCGUCAAAAGGUCCUCCGGUUCAGAAUGCAGCCAGCUUACACACACCUCCUCCUCAGCUUCCUGUCAGACUGCCACCAAACAGUGUGGCCAUGACCUCCCUUUCAGCUACACUGCAGCUUGCUCAGCAACAACAGCAGCUCCAGCAACUUCCUCCAGCUCCACCAUUGCCUGUACCACAGCAAAUUGUGGAACCACAAAGUCAGCCACAACUUCAAGUGCAGCCUCCAUUCCAGAUCCAGGUGAAGCCACAAAUACCUCCUGUGCCAGCCCCUACUGCUGUGCAGACUCCUCUUCAAACACAACUUCAGCAGCAGAUGCAGCCAAUGGGACAAAUUCAGUUACAAGGACAGAUGCCAUUGCAGUUGCCACAGCCUCCUUCCCAGUUACAACAGCAGCCGCAGCAACAGACUGUGCAGCUCGUGAGGCCAGCAGCAGAAUCUGUCCAAGUAUGCCAGAGACUUGUAGCAAAUCCCAUUCCUCCUCCUCCUUUACCAUCAACAGGUGUGUCAGUGACGGUCUCUCCUGCAGUGUACACAUCAGUACCCACCAGAACAUCUCCAGCUUCUAUUAAGAAUCAUUCUCCAGGCUCAUCCAAACCUCCUCAACUAGCAGUUACUGCAGCUCCUAAAGCGUCCAUCCCAGCUCAGAACUCAGCACCACAACAGCAGGACAGCACCCAAGACAAACUUGCUGAGCAAGUGAAACUGGAAAACCAGGUACACCAGCGAAUAUCUGAACUUAGAAAAGAAGGGCUUUGGUCCCUGCGGAGAUUGCCAAAGGUUCAGGAGCCUCCCCGCCCCAAAUCUCAGUGGGAUUAUGUCUUGGAAGAAAUGCAAUGGAUGGCAGCAGACUUUGCCCAGGAAAGAAGAUGGAAGAUGGGCAUUGCCAAAAAGCUUGUAAGGACUGUGGCUCGGUUCCAUGAAGAAAAGAAGAUUAUUGAAGAAAAGACUGUGAAAGAAAAGCAGAACAGUUUAAGGCGCAUAGCAGCCUCAGUUGCACGAGAAGUUGAAUACUUCUGGUCCAAUAUUGAACAGGUGGUGGAAAUUAAACUGCAGAUACAGAUUCAAGAAAAACGAAGACGGGCUUUGACUCUGAACAAGAAUCUGAAAAAAGAACCGGAUGCCAAAGCAAAAGGAUUAUGUUCUAGUGUGCUGACAGAGACUGAUUCUGGCUUCCAAACAAGUACAAAAAGAAAAGCAAGUGAGAAUGACUUGGAGGAGGAAGUUGAAGAUGAGGAGGAAACCAUUGAAGAACAAGAAGAUCUUGAAAAGUCUACAGACAUUGAAAUGGAACUGGCUGAAUUGGCCAAGGACGCUGAGAUACCCCUAGAUGUUCUUGCAGAACAUUACGCUGGUGCAUAUGCUGAAGAUUUUCAGUGGCCACAACCCAAUUCAGACAACGAAGAAGAUGACCAAGGUAUGGAUGAGUUUCAACCUGAAACUGAAGGCCCCCAGGAGGAAGUAGUGAUAGAUUCACUUCUUACCAUUGAUCCAAGUAAAGGCCCAGAAAGGCUGAGUGCAGGUACAUUUGAUGGAAAGAAAACAAGGAAGAACAUAGUGGAUGUUGCAUCCAUGGCUGAGCAAUUUCUGCCAAAAGGAAUUGCAAAGGCUACUGCUUCGCCACAGGCAAAAUUGUGUCAUCCACGCCUCCUUCAUGGGACUUUGAGAGAAUAUCAACAGAUUGGUGUAGAUUGGCUUCUGAAGUUGUACAAGAAAAACUUGAAUGGGAUUCUAGCAGAUGAGGCUGGACUUGGGAAAACAGUGCAGAUCAUUUCUUUUUUGGCAGGCUUGGCUGCUUCUGAAGGAAAUUGGGGUCCACAUCUUGUCGUGGUACGUGCCUGUAAAUUGUUGACUUGGGAAUUACAGUUUAAACGUUGGUGUCCCGGAUUGAAAAUACAUUUGUAUAUUGGCAACAGAAGAGAACGAAGAGUGAAAAGACAGAUGUGGCUGGAACCCAACAGUUUCCAUGUUUGUAUUACUUCCUAUAAACUGCUGCUUAGAGACCAUAAGGCUUUUUCAAAGAAAAGAUGGCAGUAUAUGAUUCUUGAUGAAGUUCAGCAGCUGAAAAGCAUGACGGAGACACAUUGGGAGACCAUCUUAGGGUUCCGAAGCCUUCGGCGACUUCUACUGUUGGACAGCCCCUUGCAGAACACACUAUUUGAGCUGUGGACUAUGGUGCAUUUUUUAUUACCUGGGAUUUCUAGGCCUUAUCUGGAUUUUCCAGUGAAAUCAGGAAGUGAGGAGAACCAGGAUUACUGCCAUAAACUUGUCAUUAGGCUGCACAGGAUGAUACAGCCCUUCCUUUUACGAAGAUCAAAAAGAGAUGUUGAGAAACAGCUGCCAAAAAAAUAUGAACAUGUGCUGAAGUGUCGUCUUUCUGCUAGACAGAAGGUCCUGUAUGAGGAUAUUAUGUCUCAGCCUGGAACUCAAGAAGCUCUUAAGAAUGGGCAUUUUAUUAAUGUCCUUCAUGUUCUUAUGCAACUUCAGAAAAUUUGUAACCAUCCCGAUCUGACUAACCCCAGACCUUCGCACUACUCUUAUGUUCUGGCAGCAUUGCAGUAUACGACUGCUUCUCUCAUCUUGAAAGCCCUGGAGUAUGAACCUUGGAAGAAUACCAGCAUAUCUGCUUUUGAUUUGAUUGGAAGUGAAACUAAGAUGUCACGUUAUGAAGCACAAGUUCUUCCUAAACAAAAAGUAACUAGGAAGCUUAUAGAAGAAAUCUACAACUCACCUGACCCUCCUUCAAGACCCACUGCUGCCAAGCUGAAACCAAGCAAACUGUUUCAGCCAGUACUCUACGGGCAGAAGCCAGAAGGCAAGACUGUUGUAUUCACUAGUACUCAACCGCAGCGCACAACAGCCACAACUACAACAACAGUAGCACAGCAGGGACAGGCAUGGGGCAAAUCCCCUGUCACUUCAGUCCCUUCUGGUCAAGGAGGUGAGGUAGUGAAAAUUGCUCAGCUUGCAACAAUAGCUGGAUCCCAGGGCAGAAUCGCACAACCUGAAGGCCCUGUAACGUUGCAGUUUCAAGGCAACAGAUUCACAUUAUCUAAAAGUCAGCUGAGGCAGCUUACAGCAGGCCAGCCCUUACAGUUACAAGGAAGUGUUCUACAAAUAGUACAAGCUCCCAGUCAGCAGAUUCUCCGUCCUCAAGGCCCAGUUGUAAUGCAAAAUGUCCCCCAGACUGGAAAUCUGCAAACUUCCAUAACUGCUUUGGGGACUCAGCAGUCAACAGCAAUGCUAAAUUCCACAACAGUAACUCCAUCAGCAGUCACCAGUCAACCAAGGGUUCCUACCCCCACUGCUGACCAAGCCACAUUGCCAAAACCAGCGCAGCCUGGUGGUGAUGCAGCACAGGAAUCAAAUGAAGAAAAGUGUAGGCUUCUUAAGGAGCGGCUUGACAGUAUAUUUGCGAUGAAUGAAAGAAGAUGUUGUAGAUCACCAGUUUACGGUAUGGACUUGGUGGAAAUAUGUUCCUCAAUUAGUAGAAGAAAGAUUCCGAUGCGUGCCAUUAAGAGUUCAUGGAAAUGGGCUGGUUUUGUAAACUGCAGAGCUGCGCAAGAACCUGAAGAAGUAGUGAGCAUACAGUGUGAAACUUUAGGGCGUAUGAUCCUUUCUCUGGCUCAACGUGAAGAAGCAUUGCAGCAUACUGUUAAAAGUGUCUCUUGUGUGGUGCCUGCUGCACUUGCAUCUCUUCCUUGUUUACAAGUCCCAAACCCCCCUGCUGUCUACACUCACUCCAUGAGGUUACUUUGGCAGAAUAUGAAGAUGGGAUUAGCUCCUUUCCUGCAGCAUAAAUGGCCUUUCAUUUUUCCAUCCAGUUUGCAGUUCCCUGAGCUCCGCCUGGUACAGUAUGACUCAGGGAAGCUUGAAGCCUUGGCUGUUUUACUGCAUAAAUUGAAAUCAGAGGGUCGUCGUGUGCUGAUCUUUUCACAGAUGGUUCGAAUGCUUGACAUCAUGGAACUAUUCCUUAACUUCCAUGGCUUUACAUAUGUGCGAAUUGAUGAAAGUGCAUGUCGUGAAGAGCGCCAGGAGCAACUGAAGGAUUUCAACAGAGACAGACGGAUAUUUUGUGCUGUUCUAUCUAUUCAUGGUGGUUCUGUGGGAUUGAAACUUGUAGAAGCAGACACCUUUGUAUUUUAUGACAAUGAUUUAAAUCCUGUUAUGGACGCCAAAGCACAGGAAUGGUGUGACAAGAUUGGAAAAUCAAAAGACAUUCACAUAUACAGGUUGGUGAGUGGAAACUCAAUAGAGGAGAAAUUGUUAAAGAAUGGAACAAAAGAUUUGAUUCGAGAGGUUGCAGCACAAGGGAAUGACUAUUCAAUGGCGUUUUUGACCCAGCAAACCAUCCAAGAGUUAUUUGAAGUACAUUCUCCUAAUGAAGAUUCUGGUUUUCGUGUAAAGGCAGAAGAGUUUGUAGUACUGUCUCAGGAACCGUCUCCGUAUGAAAACAUUUCAGCAAAAGUUGCUAAGCCUUUCAUAGAGGCUUUAAAUAGCAUUGAGGGAGAGGAAGCAGGUCACCACAAACGCUUAAAAAACAUUGAGAUGGGCCUCACAAGUCGUGUUGUAACUGAUGAAAUGUCACCUGCAGCAGAUGAGGAGGGGCUUUCAGAAUUUGAAGAACUGGAAGCAGUAGUCGAACAGCUUACUCCUAUUGAAAAGUAUGCUCUGAAGUACCUUGAAGUGUCCCAUGUCUCCAGCAAAGAGGAAGUGAGCAGAGUGGUUGAGGAGCAGUUGAAGGCCAAGAAACUGUGGGAGUCCAAUCAGCUGAAGUUGGUGAAGGAAGAGGAGGAUGCACACAUGUUCUGGGAUGAGGAAGAUGUUCUGUUCACAUACACAAGGGAGGAUGCAUAUUGCAAGGAAUAUGUGUGUGAAGGCCCUGAUGGACAAACAGAAAUAAUGCCUAUCUGGACUCCACCAACACCCCCUCAGGAUGACAAUGACAUUUAUAUUGAUUCUGUGAUGUGUUUAAUGUAUGACACCACUCCUAUCGUUGAAUCUAAAUUGCCUCCAGUGUACAUCCGCAAAGAGCAUAAGCGACUUAAAAUGGAUCCAUCAGCUAUAGGAAGAAAAAAGAAACAGCGUCAUGGAGAAGCAGUCAUUCCACCUAGAUCUUUAUUUGACCGAGCAACCCCAGGCAUGUUAAAAAUGCGGAAAGAAGGCAAAGACCAGAAGAAGAACAUGUUGCUCAAACAGCAGUCACAGUUUAGUAAGCCACUCCCAACUAUUGUAAAAACCACUGUGGAAGCAGGGCAGGAUAAUCCAGAGUGGCUCAUCAGUGAGGACUGGGCUCUACUCCAGGCUGUGAAACAGCUACUUGAGUUACCUCUAAACUUGAGCAUUAUUUCACCAGCGCAUACACCGAACUGGGACCUUGUCAGUGAUGUUGUGAAUGUAUGUAGCCGCAUUUACCGCUCGCCAAAACAGUGUCGGAACAGAUAUGAGAGUGUCAUCAUCCCUCGGGAGGAAGGGCGGCUGAUUUAUGAAAGUAACCCAAAGAAGAAAGCACAAAGCAUUUACAAGACAAAAAAUAAUCGGCCUCUUCGAACUAGUCAGAUCUAUGCUCAAGACGAGUGUGCUACACAUACACAGCUCUACACAACCCGCUUUGAGUUAAUGAAGAUGAUCGCUAGCAAAAGAAGCCCGCCAAUAAAGCCAUUACUUGGGAUGAAUCCAUUCCAGAAAAAUCCCAAAAAUGCUUCUGUACUAGCAGAAAGUGGAAUCAGUUAUGAUAAGCCACUUCCUCCAAAUCAGGUUGCAUCUCUUCGUGCAGAGCGCAUAGCAAAAGAGAAAAAGGCUUUGGCAGAGCAGCAGAGAGCUCAGCAACAGCAGCAGCAGCAGACUGGCCAACCACAAGCACCACAGACUGUUACACCACAGCUGCAGGCUCCACCUCCACAGCCAGCCCAGGCUCAAGUAGUACAGCAAUCUCAGGCUGUAGUGCAGACUGCAGCUACAACUGUAGCCAGUACCGCAGUCCUGACAGGAACACUGAAAACUGCAGUUUCUGGAGCAAGCCUACAAACUGCUGCUGUAAGUGGAAAUGUGAUUGUUACUGGUGUACCGGCUACUACCUUUCAGCCUAUUAAUAAACGCCUUGCAUCUCCAGUCCAACCUGCGUCUUUAACAACCACAGGAAGCUCUGCAGCCCAGGUUGUACAUACUCAGCAGAGAACUGUAACUGCUCCUGCUGCACCUGCAGAAAUGGUAGCCAUAGCAACAAGCCAGGCUGCUCGAGCUUUGACUCCAGUUACUGCAUCACCUGCAGUAACGACCACGCUGACUCCAGUCCAGUCCCAGGCAAGGACGCUAGUGACACAAGGUUCACCAGCCACAGCUUCAAGUGUCCAGCUGUCCAAGACAUUAACUCCUGCUCAUAUUCAUCUCAUCCGUCAACAAUCUGCACAGAUGCAGGUGCAACAGACUCAAGUGCCUCCCUCCUCUCAACUGAAGACUGUAUCAAAAGUUCCACCGGAGCAGCUUCUAAAGUUGCAGAAGCAAAAAUUGAUGCAGGUACAGCAGCAGCAAACACAGCAGGUGUCACCACAGCAGACGACACAGGUGCAACAGCAGCAGCAACCAACACAGCAGCAGAGUCAGCAGCUAACUGCAGUAACUGCACCAAGAUCUGGGGCUGUCCUUGCUGGUAACACUGUGACCAGUCUCCAAGUUGCUCGCCUUACCCGUGUCCCUGGUGGUAUUCAAUCACAAGGACAGAUCCAGACACAGAAUCCGCAGACAUCACAAGUGACCCUUACAAAACCAAAUAUGGUGUCUCUUCCAGCUGCUGUUGUGCCAUCAUCUGGAGUAACAACACUUCCAGUCACCGUUGCUGGAAUAAGUGUUGCCAUUAGUCAGCCACAGAAAGCAGCAGGAGGACAGACUGUCGUCACACCGCAGCUGCAGGUUCAGCAGCUUCUCAAAAUAAAGCAGCCACAGCCAAAGACCGUAACAUCACAGGUGGCAGCAGGCCAAACGGUGCAGCAAAAGAUGGCUUCCCAGCAAGUGACCAUACAGACACAACAGGCGGCACAGCAGCAGAAAGUCACCUAUGCAACUCAGUCAGGUCUUAAAACAGGGUUUUUGACCACCCCACUUCCUCAAGCACAGAAACCAUCUGGAACCCAGCAAGUUCAGACUCAAAUACAGCUUACAAAGCUUUCACAGAUGGUCCCUCAGCAGCCUACUGUUACAAAUAUCCAACAGAUGGUGCCUGCUCCACAACAGGUUCAAGCUCAGCCACAGACUGUAACUCUGUCCCAGGCAACCAGCUCAGGACAGCAGCAGGUCCAGGUGAUUCCAACAGCAGCACAAGUGGUCCAGCAGAAGUUAAUACAACAGCAGGUGGCAUCAGCACCGGCUCAGAUCCAGACAUCCCUUUCCCAGAACCCAGCACAGGCACCUGCCACCUCUGAUGCUCAGGUGCAGCAAACUAAGGUACAAAUGAGAACAGCACCUGCAGUGCGGUUGAAAGCACCCAACAAACCAAGUUGAAUGCCAUAAAAAAAGACAAACUUUAGGAAUGUCAUCUGCAGUUCUUUAUGGGACUUUAAAAAGCUCUUCAUAUGAAGUUGGAAUGUUGUUAGGUAAGCUGCAGCAUACCUGAAGUGUCAGGGCAGCUGUUUGCUGAUAGGUGUGUGCCACCUAAUGGACCAGAUUAUACACAGACUUGGGAAACACAAAAAAAAAUAGAAAGUUUGUAAAGCAUACUUUGUGUUUAGGCCAUGAGUGGGCUUUGAAUAUCUUUGUUACUAGAGGAAUGUGCAAGAUUGCACCAGCAUGAUUUUAUUAGACUUCAUUGCAUCACCAAAAAUGACUUGUCAGGAUUAUUCCUUGUUUCCAGGUUGUUCUUCAGCAUGAGAAACAGCAUUUGGUGAUGUAAAUGUGUUGGUCUUGUACUCCAGCAUAGCAUUAGAGACCAAAUCAUCUGCAGUAAUUUGUGUAAGCAAAACGUGCAUCCAUACUUAACGUAACAGGUGAAGUCUAAAAAUCAUAUUUUGUUUUAGAACAUUUGGUGCCCUUUGAGAUGAAAGGACCCCUAUUUUCAGUAUUUAUCAUCUCAUGUUUACAGUUGUCCACUUUCAUCUACUCUGAAUGGGUUAUUAAGGUUGAUUUUUCUGUGCAGUUGUUCUGGAUGUGGUCCAUAAUUUGAAAUCUCCUGUUAUAUGGAUUCACUGUGUUUUGUUAAAUGCCACUAACUAGCCUUAUUAGAUUCCAUCGUUGUGGUUAUGGAUUAGGUUGGGCACACAAUAGGUUUAUUGUACAUCAUUAAGAAUUUACCUUUCUUGGGUAGGGAGUCUUUCCUUCCUGCACCGAGGAAGUAGGGUAUUUUGGAUUGAGUUCUGAAGAGAACAAGCUAAUGUCUGACAUAGUUUUAUGUUUAAAAAAGACUAUUAAAUGUGAAACCAUGUACAGAUGAAUGUAUAAAACUGACCGCAUUUAACUUGCUCUUAAAUUGUAAAUCUUGCAAUUACUAACUUAUUUUUCACUGUUUAGUAUACUUCUGUUCUUCCCCAAAGUAGUAUCCCAGUAUUGUUUACUGUUGGUCUUUAAAUAUUUUGGUAGGAAGCUCAGUGGGUAUGAGCCAACUGAGUGACUAUUAGCUGUCCUGCAAAUUGAAAAAAAGAGUGAUGUUUUUUAAAGUUUGGAGAGGAUGAAGUUUGAUGAAGUUUACAUUUUACUGGAUUUCUUUAAGCAGUGACACUUGACUUUACAAACAUUGUAAAUGUUUCAGCUAUUUCUGAUAGAUUUUUUUUGUGAAAUAGUUCAAAGGAAAUGCCUUUGCUGGCUCAGUUCUGUAAUUCUUGUAAAUAUGUAUCCUUACAAUGCCUUUUGAGUUAGAAUCAUGGAAGUUCUGUAGUUUCUGUAAGCUACACUAGCAGGGCAGUCUGUCAUUAUAGCUGUGGUAAGAAAAAAAAGUAAGAACACCGAACAUUCUGGAAAUGUGCAUACGGAGUGUUUGUGUUUUUUUUCCGUGGCCGUUCCACCACUGAAGUCCUUCCUGCCAGACAUUGUCAGGUUUAGUGCAGAUUUCAUUUUUCCUUUUGCAAUAAUAUUGUUGCAUCUGUCUUGCGAUGUGUUUCAUAGGAAAACUUUGAACUUGAUUUUAUUCCUUUAUUGUAUGUUUUGUUAGUUACAGUCCCUUUGUAAAUCCCUGACACAGCAGCAGCAAUGGAAUCCUGAAUUAAUUUGUCUUUGGUGUCAGCAGAAAGUUUGUUACAAGGCUGCAUGAUUACUGCAUACAAUUUCAUGGUGAGCAGCUCAGGGUGACAAGUAUGGACUUUGUCACCCUCAGUCCCUCUAAGGCAGGAAAGCCGUUAGUUGUAAUGAGUAAAAAUAUAGGCCUUGUUGUUUCACUAUGAAUUGACCUUCUAAUUUACAGCCCCUGAGAAAUCCAGGGUUUCACAGUGUGGUAUUCCAUGCUGUGGAGCAUUGUAUUUGCAUGGGACCCCUUGUCAUGUGUCCUCUGCCCACCAGGCAUUUGGCAAAGAGCUUUGCUGGCUAUACUUCGAAGCACAGGUGCUGCAGUUUAUGACUAGAUCUCAGUUUGUCUGAUUACAUAAGCAUCCAAGAGUGGUUAGAAGUCUUUAUUUAAAGGACAGACCAGAGUCAUGCUGUACCCCAUUUGAACUGGUAAACAUUGUGUUUCAGACAGUUAAUGAAGUGUUUCUGUAAUGUGUAGUGAUAUACAGCACAAAUUAACACAGAGCAUGUGUUGCUGACUUCUUUCUGGUUAGCUUAUGUAGUCACAUAGUCAGUAAUUUAAGUAAGGAAUCUUCACAUAUAAAGACUGUUUUGUACUGCUUGUGGUGACUGUAGCUGAACAGCAGUGUACUAGUUUGGCAGAGAUGCAUUAGCUUGUGUUCUUCCACCAUUGCACACAGAUCUAAAAGGACAGAUUUCUGUUUUUUAUUACAUAAUUGUACAUCACUGACAACUGGGCAUUUUUCAUUGAUGCAAGUCAUUCAGCUAGAACCUGUUAUUUUGGAGUUUUAGCUCUGAAUAAAUAUAUGAAUGGGCUGCUUCAAUUUUCACAUUUUUUCAAGUUUUCUGACAAGGAGAAGCACAAAUAAUGAUGGUGCCAUAAUGAGUUCUUCAGUCCUUAAUGUGCUGUCUGGACAGAAAAUAUCCCUGCUUAAUGGGGUUCCAUUUAGUAUUACCGUCAGUAGUUUACCAGAAAAGCCAUACUGUGCUUAUCUUCCUAUUUGCUUCUGCACAGUGUUAGGUGUAGCACCUACCGUCAGAGGUAAAGGCUGCCAUUAUCAUGUCUAAAGGCUUAUUCUUCUGUCGGCUUGAUCAGCUUGUUUUCCACACCAGCCAAGCUAGAGGGAAGGUAUUAAGGAUGAUCCAUAAGAAAUAGCAGUUGCAUUUUUUUUUAAGUGGCAGUAGUUGAUUCCCGAUUUGAGUGUUAUUCCCAUCAAAGGAUAGUAACCAUUGGUGUUACUAUAGCCUUUUCUGGACAGCCUCAACCAGUGCACUGUUAUAUUUACAGAAUUCCUGCCAGGGAAUGUCAACAAGUAUAUAUUUUAAAAUAGUUCCAUUAGUAUGGUCUGUCAUUCUUUUGCAGUCUGUGGAAGGCAUGCCCCAUCCUUUCUCAUAUUUUUGUCUCAGCUGAUCAAUGUCCCUCACAUCUGAACAGUUCUAAUAACCAUUUUAUUACUUUUAUGCAGGUAAGCUUAUUUUUUCAUUGAUGAGCAUUUUUAAACAGUGUUUUUAUGCUGAUUUGGCCAAAUCAUAGAGAAAAGGUAGAUCUUGGUCACUGAGCUGAUAGGACUUCGCUUGAGCCACUGGCACCAUCAUAAUCCCCAUUAGCAGUGCUUUGGUCAUCCUCAAUCCACUGUAUCCUAAACCAUUUUUCUUAUGGAGAGAAGAACAAGUAGCUAUACCCCCUACUGUACCCCAUAAAUCAGAUUACCUAAUAAAAGCUGUUGAGCUUUCUGCUACCAUUAGAUCUUUGAUGAAUCAUGAUAGUCAUAACCUUGCCAUAAUGAAAGACUGCCCAAGUUAGGAUGAUGAUAUCAACAGGUGGUUCUUUGAAAAUCCUGUUGAAACUAUUGUUGGAUGAUCCUUUGUCAAGCAUAGAAGUUAUAUUUAUAUCCAACUUGAUACAAAGGUUGCUAGUGGCAUUAAAAUUAGAUGGGCCAAGAGUAGGGUUUCACUCACACGGAGAUCUUCUCCUGUGCUGAUGGUGUAGAGGAGUGGACCAACAUUCUGAUUAAGGAGGUAGGAGAGGAAGGCAGACUCUUCCUUUCUAGCAACUGCCAUCCAGAUCUUUUGAUUUGGGGUUUCUUCUUACCUUUGUAAGACUUCAUGGUUUGAUGACUCAUCUAAAUUCCUAACACAUGUCAUGGAGGAUUUCAAGGAUAGUUCACCUGUCUUAAUCUUCUAAAACCUGCGUCUGAGGUGGUUUUCCCAGAGUAAUCCACUGGGGGCAAGUAGGGUAUUAUGGAAGGAAUAGUAACGGCCUUUUAUUUCCUUUUAAGGCAAAUAUGGUAUCUCCUGGUAGAAGGCUUCUCCAUUUUGGCAAUACAUUUUCCAUCUACUUCUGUGGUGUUAAAGGUGGCAGAAGAUUGGCAGAAGGUACUGUUGCAUGUGAGCAGUCUGUGUACAAAUGAGAUUUCCAUGAGGCUGGAUGACUUGAGGAUGAGAGGGUCUGUUUAGCAUAGACAUUAGGUGUUUUCAUCUUUAUCUCAUUGGGUUAUUUAUGAUGUUCCUCCUCAUUGAUGUAUAUGAAUGCCACCAAUAACAUCAAUGUUGUGAGUCUUGUGAUGCCUGAUUCUGCUUGAGAAACAUGUGCAUUGCCACAGAUGUUCAGGUGCACAUUGUGAUGUACGGCAUCACCUUCUCUGAGGCAUGUAUGGCUGAAGUGAUCAAAUUCUUCAGGAGUGUUUAAGUAGCUUACUUUCCACUGAGAAAUAAAGGAAAAAAUUAAUAGAAUGGGACAGAUUCAGACCAUGUAAGAAAUCAGUACCAGUUUGGGGAUCCAGGAGAACUCAGAAGUGUUGGUCCUAGAUGGUGACCUUAACGUCAUUGACAGAGUGGGCAUUGACUCUCCCAGGCAUCUGUUAGUGCCAACAAGUCUAUAUCCCUGCUUUCUAAAAAGGUGCCCAUACACAGGCCCUUUUUGCUCAGUUGUGCAUUUGAUGGUUUGCUCUACCACUUUCAUCUGUUAAACUGAGAAGUGGUCUGAGAGGAAGUUUUUCCUUCAUGGUCUUCAGCAUUCUGUCAUAGUUGUGUGUUAUGGCUGAAAUGGGUCUACUUUGAAUAUACCACUACCCUGAUUAACAGACCUAAAGAAAUAAAUCCAUCACAGCACUGCCAUAGAAUAGUGACCUACUUCAGCAUUCUUACCCAACUUUCUAAAUAGAUUUGCAAAUUAAAAUCAAGGAAACUCGAAUUCAUUGUAAACCAUGAAAGUGUUAAACUGGUUUAUCAUUCGUAUAAUGUUCAAGACACUAACAGUUCGGUUCCUUUUAGAAAGUUGUAUAUUCAGGUUUGGUUUUGUGCUUUCAGCAGUUAAAAUGGAUAUAGUUACAUCUGGUUUCACAAUAUAUAUUGCCGAAUCUAAUCUUGAGGACCCUCCUUGAUGAGUCGUGUGGUUUAAUUUAUCCUUCCCAUCAGUCAGCAUUUGACAUCUUUUCUGGAAGUUCCCAUGCUUGUGAUAGACAUGUGCUUUUGAAAAAUACCAUGAUGUCAUGUGUCCUGUACAUAAGCCUAGUCACUCCAUGUGCUAGCCGCCCUUUUUUUUGUCACCUAUUCAGUUUAGGUUUGAACUUGUUAUUGGUAAAAGUUUUCUGCAUGUGCAAGCCCUUUGUAUUUAUUUUUAGAAGUUUCUGAAUUCUAAAUCUAGUGGAAUGGUUCCUUUCAAUACACAUGGCAUGUGCUAGAGUUUGAAUCUGAGACUUCAUUAAGAACAUUGCAGCCUGUAACCCUAGAGGUUGGUCCAUAUUGUCCAUGACUUUCCAGUGUCAGACAUUCAUCCCCAUUUAGCAAGGUCUGGAUCAUGCAUUUUCCCUUUAUUUCUGUGGAGUAUUUGGAAAAUGAGGAGACCUUCUUCCACCCUACAGGGAAAAUGCAUCGCGCGGUAUCAGAGAUAUAUUUUGCCCUACUUGGUUCUCAUUGUAUCCACUCUCAUCUCUGACAGACAUUUUGAGCAAUGGUUGCAGGACGUGCUGAAUGGCUUCCUGUUUAGGGUCCAAAGACUUCCAUGACAGAGGCCCCCUCCCCUUUUUGUGGGUUCCUUGUCUUCCUGGAAAAAACAAUGCUCUGCAGACACCUUAAGUGCAGGGCUAGGAACCUUGUGCUUGCUCCUGCCUGCAUAGUGGAUGGACUGUCUUAAGAGUAGCAAGCAUCUCUCUGUCCUUGGUCCCACCUGCCGUGAUCAUGGAGAGCAGCUGAGCAGCCUGCUCAUUUAAGUUCAGUGAGAGAACAACCCUGAUGAAAUGGAUAAAAGGGGAAGUGGAUCCAUUGGUUACCCCAUUUGCUGCCGGUUUUCACCUUCCCUGUCCUCUGUGUACUCUCCAUGGUGGGAACUGCUGGAGAGGCCCAAAUUAUCUUAGCAGGUCAGAUUCUUUUCCUGUGGGUGAUAAAAGCUGGCACUUUUGCUUGGGAGAGCUAACAUACUUUUCUGCCACUCAGUACUUGGGAACUUUUCUGGUCCUCUUUUAAAGUACCCCCCGAUAAUAUUUGUUAGAAGAUCUGCGGGGAUUCCCCCUCUCUCUCCUCCCCUACUUUAUGCAUUUAAUAUAUCUUUCAGUGAUUUCUCUGCAUGUCUCUAAGGAGUGAUGGUCGUAUGCUGGUAUGGUAUUUUAGACUGUUUAAUCUCCAGUGCCUUCUCACUGCUGGCCUUUGGAAUGAGAGACAGGAAGAUAUCCUUCUGUGUUUCCAUCCUGUUAGGUUGUCCUGCCUAGGGUUCCUGGUAUAAGGGUUGCCCUUAUGGGGAUCUGCCUUGCUGUAUGUUAGCAGUCAAAUGGGGUGCCUUAUUCUGGCUGCAGAGUCCUUUUGGAUUCCCAUCAGGAGAAGUCUGUUCUAAGUUUGUACUCUUCCUCUCCUUGUAGAUUUCCAGCAGCUGGAUCAUUCCAGUAUAAUGAGUUCCUUUAGCAUUGUCUCAGAUAUGCUCCUCCGGCAUUUUUGGUGAGGAAGGAGGGGUAGCUACUGAGAUCAGACUGGGAUCCAUCCCCUAAAAUGAAGCUGUUUGGACUCUGGGAGCAUGUUGUCCCUUCUCUGGAAGAGUUAUGGUCCUGGCCAAAUGCUGCUGCACCAGCACACGAGAUGGAGAGGUGUGGGAAGGCCAUAUUUUGUUCUUGGGAUUCCCAUUCCAUAAUCUGUCCCAUCUUUGUUUAGAGAUAUAGUUCUUGCUCUGUCUGGGUCCUCAGGAGAUUCACCUUCCCCUUCCCAAUAGAGGGAUGCUGUUCUCAUGUCUGUUAUGGAGAUGGUGUCUGUCCUUCUCAGGUCCCUUCUUCUUCCUUCCUGUGAGCAAGAACUGGGAGGAAUGAUGUGACCUUUCAUUCUCCUUAGACAUGUGAUCCAUAUAAGAUCCAUUAAGUAUGGCUCUGUUCCUAGAUCGACUGCUAAUAUGUCAGUUGUUUUCCCAGGUUCAGGGUGGCCAGAAUGAACUUUGCUGUGAAAUUCUUUCUUUGUCAUUGGCACCAUGUUUGGGGUGUGCUCAAGCACUACAGCAACUGCUUUCUGUGAUGACAUAAUUUUGCCUCUUCCAGUGUCUGGAUGUUUGAGUGCAAAUUAAUUACUCAAAUUUCACAUUUUCUCUGUGAUGGACUCUGGGUCCAUUUCACUUCAUGAGUAUUUCCAUAAAGCUUUAAAAGUCCCUUUCCUUAUUCUAGCACACAGAAUCCCAUUCCUUAGGCUGAGAGUUGAUUGUCACGGAUAUUCUUUUCAGGGUGUUAUGAUUCCAGAUGCAUCUUAUCUGGCUCAGGGAAGCUCCAUGGUGCCAACUAGGAAUAUCCUACAUAUACUGGGAUGUUAUUGUAGUAGUUAUGUCAUUUUUCCAUUUUUUUUUCUUUCAAAGUACCACACGAUCUGGUAAACAGUGAUUCAUCCUCAGCAAAAAAAAUAAAAAAUAGGACAAACUCUCAUCAACCAUCCAUAAUGCCUGUGGUCUGCUAGCUUUCCACUUCUUUUUCACAGCUAAUGCCCUGAUUUCCAGAACAAAUGUGUCGCUUUUUUUCCCUCCUUUUCUUAUUUUUUUCAUUACAGUGCAUCUAUCUUCAUCGAUCAAGGUAAUCUUUCCACCUCUUACUUUACUGGUUACCAUCCAUUUUCCUUCUUCAGUGCUGGUGCACAGACCUUGUGGCAUGUUUUCCUAACACCAAAACCUCUGUUCAAGAAGUGUGCCUGUGGGCAUUGAAUUGCAUCCUGUAACAAGUACUGUUGUGUUCUUAGCUUUGGUGAACAGCACAGCCUUUUGAAAUACCCUAUAUUCCACAACUUUAAUUGGUUCACUUUUCUCUGGCUUGUGGAUGAAUUAUCAGUUAAUUUUAUAAAGCAAGCCUUUUCCUCCCAGUGUGCACAUACCAGAACUAGACCUGACAGAACUCCAGGGUCUUUUCAGGCUAUGAGGGAUAUCCACAGGCUAAAGCUUUUCUAGUUAUAAAAACCUCCAGCUCACAAAUCACCCAUUCCCUCAUGACAGGGGCCUCUGGUAUGCCUCAUGUCUUUUUCUUCCUUAGCAAGAGCAGACACUGAGAACUUUCACAAUGCCAUGAAGAAUAUUUUUAUUCACUCACAAAGCCUUCAGCUUGUUAUUUGCAAGCUAAUGUGGCAGUGAUAGUUGAUUCUUCGUGGGCCUAGUUGCAGUCAACUCAGCUCAGCUCUGCCAGCUUGUUGUCACCUUAAGUGGAGGUGGGGCAAAAUGCUGGUGGUACUUUCUACCAGCACCAGGUAAAGAGCAUGUCAGUUACAUGUUGCUUCUUGCAGCCAAAAUACUGUGGUCCUCCCUGCCAUACACCUGUGUACUUUCCAAUGUCAGUAUUGUCAUUAUUCACUGUUAGGAAGCUAGUACUAAGUCACGAAUCCUCCUUGUCAGUCCAUCAUCCAUCAUAUAGCCAUAUACCAACAGAGGUUGAAAUGAUGCUGCCUGAGCAAAGGCAUUUGGUAUCCCUAGCACAAGUGCUGGUGCCAAGUACCUUUCAGCUUCCCAGCAUUGUAUCUGCUGAGUCUUCUACUGAUGUCCUAUCAUCUCCUCCCUGUAUUAGUGCCCAGUACCCUCUUCACAGCAUUGUCAGCACCCUUGCUUGCAGUGGCCUUGGCUUACCUGCCACUACCAACACAGUUAUAGGUCAGUUUGUAGCCCGAUUACCAGAUUAGUGCCACAGGUGCCUGUUAGUCCUAUUUUUGUAGCUGCUCACCAGAUCCUGCAAGCUAAAGUACCUUUGAAAAUCCAGGUCAUAGUACCAGUGGAGCACUGUGCUCAAGGUCAGUGCUAUCCAGUUCCUGUAACUAAGUCUUCCCAGAAGCAGACUGCACCAAAAAGACCUUCAUCAUCAUCCAUCUCAGACUCCCAUUAAAGACCCUGGAAGAUACUAGCCAACUGUCAACCCUUGGACUAACUGGAAGGAGUCCCUACAAGUGACGUGGAUGUUGAGGCAGGUUCUGUUUGUCUGAGGUCACCUCCUGAGGACACCAAUUUUAAAGAGUUCCCCUGCUUUAAUGUAGGUAAAAGAGGGGUGGCCCACAGACCAGAUUUCCUCACCCCCAGAGAAGGUUGUAUAAGAUGUGUGGGGUACAACCCACAUCUCCUGGAUGACCCUGCCCUUGGUGGACUUACUGAGACUUACUCACUUAGUACACUGCUGGAACACCAGCCCGCAUGACCAGGAAGGCUGACUGGGUUUAUCACCUUCCUGUAAACUGUGUGGUCUGGUCAGAUAUCCCUGUGCCUGCAGCAGCCCUGAGAAGGGUUCCCCUCCCUGUAGAGCCCAGGCAUUUGUUUAAAAGGCAAGCAGUCUGGGACAGAAGACAGGCUGUGAAAGCAUACCUUCGUCUUAAGAGCCUUAUCCUUGCUGUCACCUGCUGGACAUAAUCUAUUUUCAGAGGGACCUUAUGGACUAAUAAACUUGUAGCACAGGACUUGCCAGACAGAGAGACAGAAACGAUCAUGGCCAAGGCUACAUUGCUCUAUUUUCUGCCAGACCACAUAGAUAGUCCAUGUGAUUUGUAACAUGGCUUAGUUUUCAGCCCUAGUUGUUACAGCUAACAUAGUAGUGAGUGGGCAUGCCUGGCUCAGGCUUACAGAUUUUGCUAAGGAUAUGAAUGUGGUAUUUAUGGACUUUACAUUUACAGCACCCCUCUUGUUCACUGUGGAGGACACCAUGCAAAACCCUGACAGCUGUGGAAAUAAUGUUUUAGCUUUCGUCAAGGUUAUUUGCCAUAACUCAGAUGAGCCAAUUUUGAUGCAGACCACAGCAACCUUACAGAGCGUAGGGGGGCAGAAAGGCGCCAGGGCUCCUAAAACAGUAAUAAUGGCAACAGAGGCAGACAGAAGUAUUGCCACUCAGGGGGCCAGUGGAUAGUUCACAAAAUGACAGCAGCAAUCCUGUGUCCUUCACCCACCUCUUCCUGUCUAGAAGCAGUAGGGGAGAUGCUGUCCCUGCGCUUGACUGACUGGUAUCAGAUCACUCUUUAUAACUGGGUCAGGGAUAUAGUAAUUUCCAAAGGUUAUUAUAUUCUCUUCCCAGAGUUACCCUUGCAGUCCUAUUCCUUGCCAGAUAUCUCAAGAAAUAGGCCAAGCAGGAGCUACUUACUGCCCUAAGAAAAAGAUCCAUCUAAGAGGUCCUUUUGGGCCAGACGAGUCAAUGAUUUUAUUCUAGAUUUGGUAUCAAAGAAGAUAAAGGACUUUGGGCCAGUACUGAACCUCAGAUGCCUGGAUGAAUUUGUGGUAAAGCAGAAAUUUUGCAUAGUUUUGAUAUGGCCAGUCUUCUUAUGUAUGUUGAGGAAAGUACAUGUGCUCUUUGGACUUGCAAGACUCCUCCAUACACAUUGUAAUUGUCUAGGAAGUACCCGUCGUUUCAUGUGGGAGCCAGUUAUUUUCAGUUCAGAUUCCUGCCCUUUGGUCUUGCAGUAGCCCCCCCCACAGAGUGCAUGCCAGUAGUUGCUGCUCACAAAAGACUACAAAGCACCCAGGUGUUUCCUUGUGUAGGUGAAUGGCUCAUAGUUGAAGAACCAGGAGUCUGUUAGUUUAGUGCACCACAUCCCUGACUAGACUCUUCAUUCAGCAGGAAAUCACUUUCAAUUCCCCUACACAGUGCAUUGCAUUUUUAGGAUUAAUCUUGAAUACUUUGGAAUACAAAAUAUUUCUGGAUGUAUGCAAAUAUAUGGCCCUGCAUCUGUCCAUUUGCCAACUCUUGCUGUCUCUGGUGCACUGAAGAGCUUGUGUUCGGGGUGGUGGGGUAUGUAGUCACUGCCACUGAUGUGGUUUACUUUGCCCUUCCGUAUAUGUGACCCCUGUAUCAGUUCCUCUGUCUGCUGUCAGCACCACAAGCAACCCGUUUCUCACACAACUGCCAUUGUACACUAGUGUGCCCACAAUCUCCAGUGAUGGCUGCUUUUCCCCAAUCUUCCGUAGAGGUCUGCUUCUGUUGGCCAAAUCUGUCGCAGUCAUAUGUGAGAUGGAUGCCACUGUCCUGCAUUCAGUUACUGGAUGUAUAUGUCUGCCCUAGGUACGCUGGGGUCUUGGACACGGCAUCAAUGUUGCAGGGUGUAGCAUAGUCCUGCUAGUGCAGUCUCACAGCAUUUCAGUGAUUUGGUCCAUUAACAAGCACGUAGGAAUCCUUAUGCUUUCCCCUUUGCAGCAGUGCCAUAAAGCUGUGGGAUUGGGUUCUUGGCCAUCAGACUCAUAGAAGUCAUAGGAAAUUCAAGGCAUAUGAGUUUUGUGGCCAUAUACACCUGGCUAGUAACCGUCCUUAGACUAUAGUGCCUCUCUCAAGGAGAGCUAGGUCAGUCAAUCCAGGGGUGAUUUGUGAAUACCAAUCCAAACAUCCAUGUCACAUUUGAAGGAUGAUAGUGUAUCACACUACUUAAAUUGCAGGAGGAAGUGGGGGAGAUGCUGCAUGAUGAAAAUUUCUCUCUACAGUGUUUUAUUCAUCUGUUGGUAGAGACUUGUAUCUCUUGUUCUGGUAUUGGUGAGGCCAUUUGAUUUAUGGAAGUACAAGAGGUCCAGAACCAUUGCAUCCCUACUGGCAUGGAGAGCAAGGCAAGGAUCACCUCUUGGAGUCUGUAAUAUAGUAAGUAAAAUUAGAGUGCUUCCAGUUCUUUACGUCAGCCUAGGGAUUUUAAGCCACUGAUCUUAGGAAUCCCUGGAGUCUUUCUAGUUUGAUAUGUGUGUUAAGGUACAUUUUAUUCAGUGAUUGGCCUAGUUACUGCUGAGUGUAAGGGGCCAGUGACCUCUUUAUAUUUGGAUGAUGUUCCCUUGGCAGUUAACUGUGUUAAUUAGAAGGUCUUCCUGACUACUACUGUUACAUGAUGUCACCGUGAGCUCUUCCUGGUCACUGUACAGAUUCUUGGGGAGUGUAGUACCUUAGCGUAGACAGGUGUACUAGGAUUUUUGUUUGCCACAGGUGGUCUCUGAACCAAAUCAUAACGAGCAGAAUAUUUCACAGAUGGGGUGUUUUGUCAAAUGCAAAGAAGGCUUACAAAGAAGUGAAAUGUGCACUGGGCAGCCAUGAGGGGUGUUUCCCUUUUAUCAGAUCCUGUGGAACAUAGCUACACAAUUUGACCAGGGACUAUGUUAGUGUUCUUAAAGGUGCACCUAGCUGCCAUAUUAAACUUUUAACAGGAUUCUGGACUCAAAGUCAGCAAAGCUUUUCUCAAAGGCACCUUUCACUUAAGACAGACUACCUGUUUACAGUCCAUUACCACCUGGGUCUUUAUCGUAGAGAAGUUAAUGCAGGCCCCCUUCGAACUGGCAGCUUAAGCAGACCUCAGAUUUCUUUUAUUGGAAAAUCUGCUUUCUAGUGUCUCUUACAUUUAAUGGGUGGAAUAUUCAAACUGUAACCUUUGCCAGUUUUAGAAAAUGUGGCUACUACUAAAUCUUUCACUGUUCUUCUUAAGGUAUUACUUUGUGAGAAAGAAUUGAGAGAAGAUGGGGUGGGAUUCUGUGUGAGCCUUCUGUCUUUGCCACUAGCAACAAGUAAUUGGGAGAUUGGAAUCUGUUUCCCAGUUUGCAGUAAACUCAUGCCAGUUUUUGAUUGAUGUGUUGUACUUAGAGGUGUAGGUUCCUGUAUAUCAACCCUUCUUCAUUUCCCCCCCUGCUCCUUUUCUCAGUCACAUUAGAAGUCUAGUAGAAAUUGAUAAAUGAGCAUAGAUCCAUGCCAUCAUAAAGCUAUGAUUUGAUGACAUCUCUUCCAUCCAUUCCUCAAUGGAUGGGUCUUUGGACCUGACUUGGCCACUCAAGACUUUGGAUCCAAAGAUCAGGCUCCUCCCCUUGCCCAAAACUCUCUGCAGAUGCUGACCUUACCUCAGAUUUAGUUUUCCACUCUUUUGCUACAAAUGUGAAUCUCCAUUGCUCAGGCUUGGGCUCUCCACAAGUAACUUUUUAUAUUUAUCUACUUAAACUCUUUCCUUGAAAAUUUUAUGUUUGAGUUUUACUCUCUGGCUUUCUCCUGGCAGCUCUCGCCAUUGGCACCCCCUUUUUUAUUAUUAGUUGUAAAAUUAAAAAUUAGUACAGCUCAGUAGUUAGUAGUGUGUGUUUUUCUAUUUGAGGAGGAGGUGGUGGUAGUUCCUUCUUAUUACUUUUUCUUGUUCUUGAGGUGAUUUUGUAGCCAUGUCAUUUACACCUUUGGGGUUUAAAAAUGUGUGGUCUGUGGCCACAAGACACCAAACUCUGAUGCACACUCAAGUGUGUGUACUGUCUCAGGACUGCCCACUUAGGUGUUUCAUGCUAUACGUGCACUGUUUCUGGUUCUACUGCAGUCAUCAAGUGUAAGAACAAGGUGUUGCUCAAGGAACUCCUUCUUCCCCUUCCUGUAGAAUUGUCCCAGACUUGUUCUGCUGCCUAUGAGGCUUCCCUUUCUACCAAAAGAUCCUCCAACAGAUCCAAGUGGAAUAAGUCACAGAAAAACCUAAGGAGAAAACAUAGGAGUCCAGAAAACACUCCCCAGACCAUUCCUCCACUUUUCUUGCUUGUUUGGGCCCAGCACCCAAGUCAUCUGAACCAUCAGAUCUGACACUUUUUUUUGAAACCUGUUCUUAUCAGAUCCAAAACACUUCCUCUCCCAGAACCGAGGUUUUCCCCAGAAGCUGGUUUCACUUAGGCUCCGCUCCCCAUUUCUCUAAGAGAGACCAGUUCAGUGGUCCUCUAGGCCACCUUCUACUACCUCUUCCUUGCAGUCAGUCCGGUCAGCCAGGAGUCAUUCUGAAGCAGACAUGGACCGGAUGAUGAGGACAUUUUUCGGGAUCCAGAUUCAGCUGGGGAGCUUAACUCCUUGCCUUCAUCAUGUCAUAGCUCCUACCCUUGAUCUGUUUUUCAGGUGUGGGCAUUAUAUAUCCAAGUGUUCCACGGAGUUUGUCCAUGUUGGAUCCAAAGACCUAUUUUUUUUUUUCCAUUUUAUUGCUGUUUGCGAUCCAUCUGUCUCCAGCUGCCUUGGAUCCAGAAAGAUUUUUGGGCAGAAGUGUCAUCACCAGAUCUUGGGAAGAUGGGUUUGACUCCAAAGCUUUUAGAACCAUCUCUUCCUCUCAAGAGCCAGACAGCUCAGCUCUGACAUCAGCCUUGUAAAUUAGCUGGGCAGAAUUUAAUUUUUUUUUCUGGAGCAGUAGCCCUGGCACUGUCUAGAAAAGUUUGAGGUUAUCUCUCAGCUUUGCCAUUCAUGGUGUCGAAAGAGCACUCUCCUUAUUAGAUGCGUGGACUUUUCUUACUCACCUGGUUCCACCCAUCCCCCAUAGAAUACCCUUGGGUCCUUAGUCUCCUCAUUCAGUCCUUUCAGGACACAUGGGUUUAUCUAGCCUUGAGAUAGUUUGUAUUGGGGAGCUCCCAACUCUUAAGAGUCUCCAGAACAUCCUACCAUGGAGGCUCCUCAGAAGCAUAUGUGUAAGAGGAGAUGCAUUGACCCCCCCCCCCUCCAAAAGUUAUCAACAGAAGACACUGCCAUCGAUGAAGGGGAGUUUCACCUAGAUCCCUUCUUGCGAAUGUCUCAUUUGGAGAGAUCCUCAAAGUUUUGAGACAGAAAGGCUUGUGGUCCACUAAAAUCCCUUCCCAAGAGGAGUCCAUGUUUCUUAAGGCUUUCAGAUCCUGCCCUGCUACAUUUUGGGUAGUUCCACUGGCUGAUGAAAUGGUGGCUGUCAUCUCUAAGUGGGCAUGGAAGGAGCCAAAUGUGGCCGAACCAAUUCCCUGCAAACUGAACAAGUAUUUAGUAUCUACAAAGGACCGUCAGCACUGUAGUAAGGGUCCAGCCUUCAAUUCCAUGGUAGUGGCAGCUGCCACUAAGAAAGAGGUAGUGGAAGAGAGCUUGUCUGCCCACCCCCUAACAGACAUUCCAGGAGGUUGGACAGGUUUGAAAAGUGGGUUUAGGUUUCAUCUGCUUUCACUUAGGAGGGUGCUGAAUUACUUGACACAUGUCAAAAGAUUCCAGAGGAAUUUGAGCAAAUUUCUGAAUACCUUUCCAGGUCCAUAUCUGCAGAGGGAAAGAAGACCUUGCACUUGGCUACCCUACAGUCCCUUUCCAAUGUGUCGAUGCUUCUAAUAUCUAAUGUGACAAAGGGCAUUUUGAGAGUUUCUGGUACUGGCAUUACUGUAAGGAGACAUUUCUGUAUGGGCUUCUAUGACUUUGCGGAGCACUUCAAGGUGUCCUUUGUGAAUGUCCCUUAUGAUGGCUCAACUCUGGACGUAAAGUCAAGGACAUACUUUCCAGAAAUUAUCAAGAUAGAAAGAUCCUUUGUUAUAGGAAUAUAGUUUUCUAGCCCCAGAGGUCUUUCUGUAGGAACUAUAAAGGGUGUAAGAAACUAUGGUUCUGAAAAUCCCAAGGAUUUUCUCCCAAAACCUGUGGAAAUACUCUCCUGUGGUGGGAUGAGGGGUUACUCAAAUAAUGGAUAUUGCCCUCACUGCAGGGAUGGGCCACAACACCAAGGCUUCAGCUGAAAGGCCUUAUCUGUGCUUCUUAAUGGUUGCCCGACUGUUAUACACUGGAGGCAGUCAGGGUGGUGCUUGUCACUGCACCCCAGAGCCUGCAUAUCUAACACAAAAGACACAUGGGUGCAGAGGAUCAUAACUGGAGGCCAUUCCAUUCCCUUUUUGUUUAUUCACAACAUCAAAAAAGUAAUUGAAUGUUCCACCCUCUGAAAUGCAAGCAGCAUUUACAGAGUAGAAAAGCUGCUGAACAAUCAGGUUAUCGAAGAGGUCCCUCCAGACCAGCACGGAUCUAGAACUUACUCAGGAUUUUUGGUGCUAAAAAGAUGGGAUCUCAGGCCAAUUUUGGACCUCUGUCAUCUCAGUCAGUAUGUCAGGCAAAGUACCAGAUGGUCAUGGUUCAGUCAGUUCUCCCACUGUUGAGAGUAAAUGAUUGAAUGUGAUCGAUAGACCUUCAGUUGCAUACAACCACAUCAAGAUGGACAGGUGAUCCACUAUGUUCCUCUGUUUUCAGCUGGGAACCAGUCACUUCCAUUUCAGAGCCCUGUCCUUUUUAUCUCACCACAGCCCCUCAGGUGUUCACUAAGUGUAUGGCAGUAGUCACAGCCUGUCUCAGGCUUCAAGGUUCUGGGUGUUCAUGUACAUAGAUGACUGGCUAAUUUCUGCCCCUACCAGGAAUAUACUCAAACUCCUUGCUUCAGCUUUGCUCAUGGCUGAGUAUUACUGUGAACUCUGACAAGUUCAACAUUUUCCCUGUUCAAGCAAUUGAAUUUAUAGGAGCACACUUGGACACAAUUUGUCAGAUAGCAAGACUUCCUCAGAACAGACUGUCAUCCCUUUACAAGCAUACAUUAGAGAUUUUUCUCCUUCCAGAAACCACCUGCAAGAUUGGGUUCUACAGCUGCUAGGCUCAAUGGCUGCAUCCAAUAACUUGGUUCUACUUACGAGAUAUAAGUGCUUCAGUGGACCCUUUCAGUGCAUUAGUCCAUCAGACAUCGAUCUGAGUUUCCAUAUGCACCUAACAGAUAUAUGCAGAACAUAUAUCUGUUGGUGGUUCAAGUCCUGAAUAGUAGCAUAAGGUUGCUUAUUUGUACUUCUUUACCCAAGGCCACAGUGACCACAAACACUUCCCAACUGGGGUGGAGGAGACAUUACAUGGGAAAAACAGUCAAAGGCAUGUGGUCCCCCUCUGAAGCCAAGCUAUAUAUCAACAUGCUAGAGAUGAGGGCGGUUCUACUAAUGUUGUAGGCCUUUCUGGACUCCCUCCAUCAAGGAAAGAGAGAUCUAUGCAGGUAGAGGCAAUGUGUUGGUAGUCUGGUACAUCAACAGAGGAAGCCUGAUCCUGCUCAUCAUACCAAGAAGCAUUGAGGGUUGGCAGUGGGCAGUAUCUUCCAGCUACCUUCUAAUAGCAAUGUACAUGCUGGGGAAAUCCAUUGCUGUGGUGUACAGGCUGAUGAGCAGGUCUGUCCUCUUGCCUCAUGACAUGAGUGGUCCCUCAACCUGAAGGUGGCAGAGUAGAUUUUUUUUCUCUCUGCCUCUCCCCACAACAUCAGAUGCAAGUCACCGAGGGAUCCCCCCCACGGGCUCUUAUAUGCCUUCCCUCUAGCUCCUUUCAUAUAAAAUUUUCUACAGAAAGCAUUAUAGAGGAAGAUCAUAGUUAUUCUAAUUGCCCCCUUCUGGCUCCACAGAUGUGGCUCCCUUACCUCGGGCCUCAUCUGUUAAACCACCCUUGGUUGGAUCUCAGCCUGGAUUUCCUUUCUCAUCUGUCAAGAAUGCCUCCCCAGACAUUCAAGUUGUCAGAUUAACUGUUUGGUUUCUACACUUCCAGUGAUGGCUAGUUAGUCCAGGCUUUUGUCUUGAGUAAUCCACAUUCUUACAUCAUCCCAGAGACCUGUGAGGAAGAUUUGCAAAAACAAGUGGAAAAGGUUUUUUAUUUAGGCCUGUCAAUGGAAUCUGGAUCCUUUUUGGGCUCCUUUUCCAGCAGUAUUAGAUUUUCUGGCUUCUCUCUUCCUUAAUGGUGCCAGUUGUUUUUUAUUUUUUUAUUUCAUUUUGAAUUAAACAUUUGUUUACCAGGAAAGUCCGAUUUGGUACAAAGCCAA
Molecule: messenger RNA, 27037 nt
Organism: Protopterus annectens (West African lungfish)
Lineage: Eukaryota; Metazoa; Chordata; Ceratodontiformes; Protopteridae
Gene: EP400
Product: E1A binding protein p400
Exons: 54
Coding region: 146-9358 (3070 amino acids)
Molecular function (GO): ATP binding; ATP-dependent chromatin remodeler activity
Source: RefSeq, a predicted model, not a curated record